Messenger RNA from Papilio xuthus (Asian swallowtail), 2127 nucleotides. RefSeq names its product lipase 3. The record is from RefSeq and is a predicted model, not a curated record. NCBI's taxonomy places the organism in Eukaryota, Metazoa, Arthropoda, Insecta, Lepidoptera, Papilionidae. Bases 516 to 1979 code for a protein of 487 amino acids. The transcript has a single exon.
GCCGAUACAUUGCAUUGUUAACAUGUCAUUAUUAUAAUUAAGAUAUUUGACACUACCGUAAUAGCACGAUGGGCACUGCAAACAGUUAUUGGCAUAGUUUAGCCUCUAUGUGUAAAUUAUCCACAAAUACAGGAAAGAAAUUUACAUACACGAGAUGUAAAUACUUACAAACAAUACUUACACUUUUAUUCAACUCACACGUGCACAGGCGCAGAAAAAUCCAUUUCUUUGCAUCUGUGUGGUUACUGUAAUGUUAUACUUCUGUUCCGUAAACAAGACGAACGUGUGUACGUAUAUAUCCAUAUCUAUGUAAUCAGGCGUCGUGUCGGCAAAAAAUUGAGAUAAAAUACAGUUUCAUGUAAAUUUGUAAUCGCGUAAAAAAGACAAAUGACGCACAGCACUCGGGGAAUUAUCACAUCGUGUCGGUCGACCUCACACCGGCGGGUCAUCGUAAAUUAUACCAAUCGUGUAUUAUAGCUAAGCGAACAGUUCCCGCGGCGUGAGCACUCGGUGCGAUGUACACCGCGCUCGUCUAUUUUAUUUUCCUGUCCGGCGUCACGUCAUUCUCGACGACUCUCAACUUGAGCGACUUCUUUACCGACCAGUCGCACAACUUCAUAAAUUUCCUCGAGGAGCGCGGCAACGAGAUGGAGGAAGCUUUCUCCUCGAGCUACGCGCGCGCAAUGAAGAUGAAGAACACCUUCGACAACUACGUGGAGGAGCAGCAGAACAAAAUCAGCACCGAGAUAAACAGCUACAUAGAGAAUGUGAAGGACCGAGGCCAACAGAUCGCCAACUCGUUCUCGUACGUGCCGACACAGGACGCUGCAUCCACCCUACCCAGCCCUGACGCCGUGCUCACGGUGCCGGCCCGCGUCGUACGUCUCGGGUAUAACUGCGAGACGCACACUGUCAUAUCUCAGGGAUACAUCCUGAAUUUGCACAGAAUUCCCCAUUCGAAGGAAGGCGGCAACAUUUCUUCCAAGACAGUGCUGCUCCAGCACGGUCUGUUUGCCAGCUCCGCGGACUGGAUCCUGAAUGGGCCGAACAAGGCGCUGGCGUACGUGCUCGCCGACGCCGGCUACGAUGUCUGGAUGUCUAACAUCAGAGGCAACGUAUACUCCGCCGAGCACGCCUCGCUCAAAAGGAAUACUAAGUCGUAUUGGAAUUUUUCGUGGCACGACAUCGCACUUUAUGAUAUCCCCGCCGUUAUUGACUAUAUAAUGAAGCUGAAAGGAGAAGACACGAAGAUUACAUACAUCGGCCAUUCGAUGGGCAGCACCAUUCUGUUUGCAAUGUUAUCCUUGCGACCGGAGUACAACAGAGUGCUGACGGCGGGGUACGCGCUUGCGCCGGUCGCCUUCAUGUCAGACAUAAAGUCACCUAUAAAGGCUCUCGCGCCGCUUGCCAGCAAUGUGGCACAUAUGGAAAUGCUGUACGGUUCCCAUGAAUUUUUACCUAAAAACUCAAUGUUCGGGAAGCUUGUCACUUCAUGCAGUAUUGAGUACGUCGACAACAAACUUUGCAGAAACGCUAUCUUUCAAAUUUGCGGCGAAAACGAGAAGCAAUAUAACGAGACGUUGCUGCCAGUCUUUUUGGCACAUUUCGGUGCAGGGACGUCAUGGAAAACGAUUGUGCACUACGCCCAGGAAAUUGUAGCCAAGGGAAGGUUCCAAUUUUUCGACCUGGGCCCUUGGAACAAUAAAAAGAUUUACGGCAAGGAAAAACCUCCUGAAUAUGACUUGAGUAAAAUAACGUUGCCUAUAAAAUUAUUCUGGGCUCAAAAUGAUUUGUUGUCGACGGAGAAAGACGUAAAACAUCUGCAGGAGAGUUUGCCGGCGACAACGGAUGUCUACCUGGUCCCAGACCCUAAGUUCAACCACUUAGAUUAUUUGUGGGCGAUCAACGCGCCAUCUUUGCUUAACAAUGAGAUUUUAACAUCCCUACAAAACUCAUUCGGAAAUUCUACAAACUCUUAAGUUUCAUUUUAACUGUUUCGUAUUUUAUUUAUUACUUGCAUAGCGAGAUGCAUCGACUGGCUCGAGAAGCAUCGUAUAACAAUGUAAAUAAGAAAUAUAUGUACAUAAUAGUUUGUUAAAUUUUAUGUUAGUGUAAAUUUAUAUACUU